AUGCCCGGAACAUCUCCUGUCGUUCUUAUCCUCGGUGCGGGGCCAAGAGUUGGCUUGUCAGUUGCGAGUGUCUUUGCUUCGAAAGGCUACAAGGUUGCAGUCGCAGCCCGGUCGCUGAAGGAGGCAGACAGCACAGACAAUCAACUUAACAUAAAAAGCGACUUCGCCAACCCCGAUGAAGUUGUCAAUGCCUUCGCAAAGGUUACGAAGGAGCUGGGAAUCCCAAGCGUGGUCAUUUACAACGCCGGAGCCGCAACAUUCUCUCCUCCCAACGAUCCGUUUGCGAUCCCGUUGGAUGCUUUCAAGCGAGACAUGACUGUCAACACCACCAGUGUCUUUGUCGCUGCCCAACAAGCCGUGCUCGGCUUCGCAGAGCUCCCUGCCGAUGCGCCCAGGACAUUCUUGUUUACAGGGAACAUCCUAAACGUUAGACCCCUCCCGCGGUUUCUAGAAUCGGGCGCUGGCAAGUCAGCGUCUGCACACAUGAUGAUGGCUGCUGCCUCUGAAUACAAGGAGAAAGGAUUCAAGUUUUAUUAUGUUGACGAACGGAAGGAGGACGGCUCGGCUGCUUUCAAGAUCGAUGGAGAGGCACAUGCUAAGCUCUUCUGGGAGCUCGCAGAGACCAAGACGCAGGGUCCGUGGUUGCAGACCUUCGUCAAGGGCGUGGGAUACAAGGACUUCGGCCCAUAUCGAUUUUAG
This is a messenger RNA of Colletotrichum spaethianum, 699 nucleotides long. RefSeq names its product glucose 1-dehydrogenase. The record is from RefSeq and is a predicted model, not a curated record. The transcript is spliced from 3 exons. Bases 1 to 699 code for a protein of 232 amino acids. Lineage: Eukaryota; Fungi; Ascomycota; Sordariomycetes; Glomerellales; Glomerellaceae.